UCUACAAUUUCAUUUUGAGGUUAAUUAUAAACUUCCUUAAUUUUAUUUGAAGCUCAAAUUAUAUUUUACCAACUUCUCACCAACCCACCUCUAUAAAUAAAUCAACAAUCCCCAUGGAGAAGUCAUAGCUCAUAAGUCAUAAUAUAGACUUAACAAAAAAGAUAAGAGAAUAAUAAUAAGAAGAAGAACACAAAAGAGUGAUAGAAAUGGGGAGAGGUGGUUUAGGCGUUGGUGGAUUACUGCUGAUUAUGUUGAUUGUGAUUAACAUGGAGGUUAAUGAAUCAACUACUUAUGAGGUGGGAGAUGAAUUUGGAUGGGAUCCCACCAUUGACAUGGAGACUUGGCCUCGUGGCAAGACAUUUCAUGCCGGUGAUAUCUUAGAAUUCAAGUAUGAUGACCAGAAGUACGACGUGGUGGUGACGGACCAAGUAGGGCACGACACGUGUACCGUUACGCCGAGAUCAGACGUACAUAACUCGGGAGAUGACCGUAUCGAACUUCAGCAUGGAGGCAAUUAUUUCAUCUGCAGCAUCUCGUCGCUCUGCAGCGCCGGAUUGAAGAUGGCCGUCUCCGCUGACUUCUAGUCUGUAAACUUUGGUCUUCUUUCAUUGCAAUGAAAUCAGUAAAAUGUCUUUCAUGAUGUAACCAAAAACCUACUGCGUAUAGGUUAUAUCAACAUUUACCAUCACAUUCGAAUAAAAAUCACAAAUUAGACAAGUUGGCUUUGUGGGUUUCCAAGCGUCAGGUACAAUCCUAUUUGCUUUUGGCAAGUCUUAUGAUGGGCUAAGUGAUCCUUUUACCAUGGAGUGCUUAGCUCUCAGAGAUGCUUUAAAAUGGUGCUUAACUCAUGGUUUUGUUUGUGUUAAAUUCCAUGGGGAUUCUCAAAAUUUGAUCCAACGUAUGGUGCGGUGUGAUUUGGCGCAUGAUCGGUGUGGUGCGGUGCUGGAGGAGGCAAGGACUUUGACGGCUCAGUUCACCUGGCGUUCUUUUUGUUUUGUCUCUCGUCGACUUAACAGGGCUGCCCACUUGUGGCACAUCAAGCCAUUUCAUCGGGAGUUCGACGACUAGUCGACUCCCGCGCUUUUCUUUUUUCUUUGAAUGACUGAUUGUUUCCGCUACUAUUGACAAAAAAAAAAAAAAAAAAACUCGACUCAACAGAAAUACAAUCUGGAGGGCCAA
Messenger RNA from Linum trigynum, 1179 nucleotides. The record is from the annotation of a GenBank genome assembly. Lineage: Eukaryota; Viridiplantae; Streptophyta; Magnoliopsida; Malpighiales; Linaceae.